Messenger RNA from Morone saxatilis (striped sea-bass), 1590 nucleotides. RefSeq names its product forkhead box transcription factor. NCBI's taxonomy places the organism in Eukaryota, Metazoa, Chordata, Actinopteri, Moronidae. The coding region runs from base 389 to 1342 and encodes 317 amino acids. Gene Ontology annotation, biological process: regulation of transcription by RNA polymerase II; cell differentiation; anatomical structure morphogenesis. The transcript has a single exon. The record is from RefSeq and is a predicted model, not a curated record. Gene Ontology annotation, molecular function: RNA polymerase II cis-regulatory region sequence-specific DNA binding; DNA-binding transcription factor activity, RNA polymerase II-specific.
UUUUCAUUGGUCAGGAUCCUCUUCCUCGUGCCUCAACGUGACAUCACAUCCACCCGACCCACAGGAAAGCAACAGAGAUUACAGAUGAUGCUGGACACCUAAGAGGACGCACGGGCUUUUUACGCUUUCACACACAAUCGCUCGCUAACCGCUCUCUUUUGCGCUUCCAGGCACCAAAAUAGAGGAUAUCGGCGCUAAUGCGUUGCGGUUUUGGAGAGUCUGCUUCGUGAGAAGUAGUAGGAGGACUGUGCUCGGAUUUUCACUUUUUUUUUGUGAAUGGAGAUGAGUCGUGCGUAAAAAAAAAUCUGUUCGUCCUAUUUCAGAGAAGGGCUGUCACUCUCCCACCUGUUGGCAGGUGGUGUUGGCUUUACCCGCGCGGACAUCUACUAUGACAUUGGGUUUGGAAAUCAUGGAGGAUAUUGUUAUCGACGUAGUGGGGGAAGGACUCAAAGACAGCGGAGAGGAGCAACUCUUACCUUUGGAUGAGUCUCGGAGCGAGCAGGACCGCAGCACGGACACUUCCAGCAGCCAGGGUAAAGAGCGGGACUCCUACAGUCCAGCGAAAACCAAAGGUCCCACGUCGGUGAAGCCUCCGUACUCUUACAUCGCUCUGAUAACGAUGGCCAUACUGCAGAGUCCGAAGAAACGGCUCACCCUCAGCGAGAUCUGUGACUUUAUCAGCCACCGCUUCGCUUAUUACCGGGAGAAAUUCCCCGCCUGGCAGAACUCGAUCAGACACAAUCUGUCGCUCAAUGACUGCUUUGUAAAGAUGCCCAGAGAGCCCGGAAACCCCGGGAAGGGCAACUACUGGACGCUGGAUCCAAACUCCUCGGACAUGUUUGAGAACGGGAGUUUCCUGCGGCGGAGGAAGCGCUUCAAGCGGCAGCAUUUUCGCUUCGACCCGCUCAAGGAGCAGCACCUGGAGCCCAGCGGGCUGCACGGGUUCCCGCACGGCGCCUACGGGCUCAGCGCGGCCGCCCUGCAGCUGCCCAGUCUGGAGAUUUACCCCUACCUCCAUCACCAUGCGCCCUCGGCGUGCGGCCCCGCCACCAUCCCACCUGUCAGCAGCAUCCUGCCGGCUCUGUCCAGCUUCUUCUCCCGCAGCGCCCUCACGGCCAAGGCUUUCCUGCAGUCGCAGCCCGGCAUCGAAGCCUUCUCCCCGGCACAGUGCGCCGCUUACUCCGCUCCUCUGACCUCCAGCGUUGCCUACGCGUCCCCCGCGCUCUUCCACCCCGCGGCGUCCCCGCACUUCCUCAGUUUACACCAGGAGUAUCAGAAACUACAGACUCAGCGUGGCACCGUGGACCUGGCCAAACACAUCAGCACUGCUAACAAUGAAUAAUCAAUAAAGCGGACUUUGAACUCGUGUUUUCUCAGGUAACAGAGACAUUUUAUGCAGAAGCUCACAGUUUCUCUCCAGCGUCGGAGAGUGUGAUGAAUCUGCUUUCAAAGAAUGUUGUAGAUAUGUUAAAAGAUCUCCCCCCUUCUCAACUUUAUGGACAAAAAAAAAAAAAGAAAACACUUUUAGCAGACGCCUUUUUUAUUUUGAUCAUGAAUUAUCAUCUUUUUGUCGAAAUAUUUAAAUGACGA